AUGAGAGCGGUCCUGCCGGGGAGACCCCCAGCGAAGCUCCAGUCGUUCAGCACUGCGCUGUGGGAUGGACUUCGUGUGAUUGCGUACAUAUCCGGUCAUGCACUGGUUAUCCUCGGCGGCCCGCAAACCCCCCUCCAAACGAUCUACGUCGAUGAUACCGAUAAACUAGAAGUGGUAGCCUUCGACGAGGCAUCAGGCAAAAUUGCUGUUUGUGGUGGCGCUGAUGUGUUCAUUUACCAACCGUGGGGUAUUAAGGGCGAGACACCCAAGUGGUCUCUUGCCCAUACUUUCCACGCACACGAUGACGACGAGCCGAUUCACACUUUAUCUUGGGGCUCCUCAAAUGAGCUGCUCUUAGGAAAUUCCCGCCUUUCUCUCUGGGUUUUAGAUGACAUGCCACGCUUAGUAUGGGAGCGAAAGCUUGGAACGCCGGUCAAAUUUGCCCAGUUCUCUCCCGAUGCGGGACUGGUGGUGACAGUAGGACAAUAUGAUCGCCUGGCCAAGAUAUGGAGAAGAUUGGCAUUUGGAGCAGAUGAGGUGCGAUUCGAGGUCUCGUAUCUUCCUCAUCCGCAUGUCAUCACUGGGAUUCAUUGGCGACUUCCAUAUCAUCGAGAACAGUCCGCCGACAACGUCCUCUACACCCUGUGCGCCGACAAUAAGAUUCGCGUAUGGGCUGUGACAGAUCACCACGCUCUUACGGCGUUGCAAUUCUGGGCGGAGAUUGACAUGGAAGCAUCUGUACAACCCCGAGAUGCCUCAGACAAAAAUGAGGGACCCCAGAGGCGAUAUGGCUUCAUUUUGGACAGUCGAGAUUUCUGUGUUGCGACAGAGCGCGCCGUGGAACGAAAUUCAGGAAACAAGGAAAAUCACGCAUUGGAGCAUCUCAUUGAAGUUGCGAACAAGAGUCCUGAGAUUUGCUUGGUAACUGAUGGCCAAGGUCAUAUAUCAGCAUGGGCUUUGGAGGACAUUGGAUCAAAGGCGAAAACACACUUGAGCGUGUUCAAUGUUUUGCAUGUAGAAGGCCUUGACUUCGGAUUCCUGUCGAAUCUGGGAAUCCAAGAGGAUUACGCACAGAUUCGUGCAUUCCAAAGUAACACCUCCGAAGACAAGCUCAGUAUUAUUGUCCAUCACUUCGAUGGCCGGAUUGAGUGGUAUGACUCGCGAGUGGAUGUCUUGUUUGAUCCGUCCUAUCGGAGGAAUCGCAUCGUACCCAGAGCAUCUUGGUCUGGGCAUACUGCUCCCGUGAAAAAAAUCGUCCGAAACGCCACUGGUGACACCCUUAUUUCAAGAACCUCCGAGGACAAGGCUAUGAUUUGGAAGCAAAAGACUCGCGAAACGGGGUCAACACUUGUUCAUAAGAGCGUGCUGCUAUCUGAUGAACAUAUUCACCGGACUUGCAUGAUUGAGAAUAGCAAUUUUCUCGUCAAUCUCCAUCACAAUGGAAUUUCUCUUUACGACUUCAGCUCCUACCACGCCCAGAAGUUGGCGCAUUUGCCGUUCACUCUGCCAAGUAAGCCACUGUGUGUACUCCCGCUUCCCACGCCAGAUGGCAGCCCAGGUCUAGCCUAUGUGGCGACAAUUGGUGCCGACAUGCAUGGAAUAGCCUGGGAACUCAAAUGGGACCCGCAGCAAGAAAAGAUUGGCACCAAGCAAAAGCAGGAAAGCUGCGAGCUCAGAAAAUUCUGCACAUUUGACAUGGGGCUGCAAGAGGAUCUGGCUUACAUUCUGCCUGUUGAUCCGGCAGGACCUAAAGCCAAGACUUCAGGCUCUUUUGAUGCGUUUGCCCCUGAUAUUGCGCUCUCCUACACUCAUAGCGGUAUUGUUCGUACCUGGACAGCUAAAGUUGAUUCUCAAAACUCACAAGUUGAGUGGUUGCUCAAAUCGACAGUUAACACUGGCAUUGAGAAUCCAUCGCUGGCUAGUGGAAGUACUAUUCGUAAGGCCGCGCUUGUGGAUAAGGAUCGGACUCACUUGACGAUUUGGGACACGAACAAUGCUCAGUUGGAAUUCGAGGAGCACUUUCCUCAGCAUGAUAUUAUCAGAGAUCUCGAUUGGACCUCUACUCCAGAUAUGCAGUCCAUCCUAGCUGUGGGCUUCCCACACAAGGUCAUUCUGCUUUCUCAAUUGCGCUAUGAUUAUCUGGACUCUCAACCCUCAUGGACACAGAUUAGGGAAAUAUGGAUACGAGAUCUCACACCUCACCCAAUUGGUGACUCGUGCUGGCUCACGUACGGUCAUCUAGUCAUUGGUGCAGGCAACCAGCUCUUCAUAUAUGACAAAGAUAUCGAUGCAGCAGAUCGUCUUGUUUCUGGUCUGCGAAUUCCUUCUCGUGGCCAAUCGACUAUCGAUCUCUUCGACCUUGUCAGUCGGUUGAAUGGACCAUUACCUGUCUUCCACCCACAGUUUCUAGCGCAGUGCAUUCUGGCUGGCAAGUCAACGUUGGUGCAUUCAAUUCUGAUGAACCUUCACAGAAAACUGAAGUUCUAUACUGAGGGUGAUGAUCUGGAUGGAUUUCUGGAUAUGCCAACGGAAAGCUUCUACGAAGAACAAGAGGUAUCACAAAAGGCGGCAUCUAAGGAGAUGCGCUCCUCAUUUGUUGAAGCUUCUAGCGAAGAUGAAGAAUCAUCAGUUGUCGAUGAAACUAUCUCCGCAAUUCUAAACGAGAACUUGGCUCGUAUCGCAUUGCCCCAACUUUCCAGCCACGAACAAUUCCGACUCGUGGAUACCAUCGAAUGCGUUGCAACUGUAGAAAAACACCGGCGGUCAAUGGAUGAUAAUGCAGCUCGAUAUCUUCUUUUCUUCCGACAGCACAUGUUGCGAAAAAUUCAAGGCGUGGCGAACAAAGACCGCGUUUCUUGGAGAGAAAUUGUCUGGGCCUUUCACAGCGGUAGCCAGGAUAUCCUGACAGACCUGGUAUCUCGCCAAUUUAAUGGUAAAUUGACAUGGAAGGCAGCUAGAGAGAGCGGUUUGUUCAUGUGGCUAUCGGAUUUGACAUCUUUGAAAGCACAACUGGAGUCUGUUGCUCGAAAUGAAUACACCAAGACGGAGGAAAAGAACCCCAUUGACUGCACUCUGUUCUAUCUCGCUCUGAGAAAGAAGAAUAUUCUCCAAGGUCUCUGGCGAAUUGCCCAUUGGCAUCGUGAGCAAGGGCCUACUCAACGUUUACUCGCCAAUGACUUCAAAGAGGCACGAUGGAAGACAUCCGCGCUAAAGAAUGCCUAUGCCCUCCUCGGGAAACGACGAUUUGAAUACGCCGCCUCCUUUUUCCUUCUGGCGGAUCAUCUUCGCGAUGCUGCCAACGUCAUCGCGAACCAGAUGGGUGAUAUUCAACUUGCAAUUACCAUUAUCCGAGCCUAUGAGGGAGACAAUGGUCCAGUUCUGAGAGAAUUCCUCGAGGAAAAAGUUCUCCCAGACGCUGCGUCCGAAGGUAACCGAUGGCAAGCCUCCUGGGCUUUCUGGAUGCUUGGACGGCGGGACAUGGCCGUACGAGCUCUAAUUUCACCAAUCGAGACCCUCCUAUUGCCUACCCCUGCCUCGCCUGGAAGUCCAGGGCGUGUUACACUCCAGUCCAAAUCCUAUCUUUCGAACGAUCCCGCCCUAGUGGUCCUCUACCAUCAGCUUCGCGAAAAAACGCUACAGACACUCAAAGGUGCUUCUCAGGUCCGCCCAGUCGAAGAAUGGGAGUUCGUCCUACGAAAUGCCAGACUAUACGAUCGUAUGGGCUGUGAUCUUCUUGCCCUCGAUUUAGUACGCCACUGGGAGUUUCUUGGUAGCCCACCAAAUUCGAAUACAUUACAAAACCAGCCCGCACUUGAACUACAUGAGAAUGGCAUCGACUACCGAAAGCUGCUCCGCCGGCGAAGCAGUCUUGUUGUCGCUGAUCUACCAAUCCGACCUCUUGUCUCUGCUUUGUCGCCUGACACAAAUAAGAAUGAUGGAGGUGAUGACUCGGGUGAAAAGAAGGAUCAACAGCCCCAGAAGCCGAAGCCGCCUCCUACGAUGUUCCAUGAACCAGAUGCUAAUUCAUUGUUGGAUAGCUUUGGUUUCUAG
Messenger RNA from Penicillium malachiteum, 4050 nucleotides. RefSeq lists its product as uncharacterized. Gene Ontology annotation, biological process: vacuolar acidification. The coding region runs from base 1 to 4050 and encodes 1349 amino acids. Gene Ontology annotation, molecular function: protein binding. Gene Ontology annotation, cellular component: RAVE complex. The transcript is spliced from 7 exons. The record is from RefSeq and is a predicted model, not a curated record. NCBI's taxonomy places the organism in Eukaryota, Fungi, Ascomycota, Eurotiomycetes, Eurotiales, Aspergillaceae.